Molecule: messenger RNA, 3196 nt
Organism: Amphibalanus amphitrite
Lineage: Eukaryota; Metazoa; Arthropoda; Thecostraca; Balanomorpha; Balanidae
Exons: 2
Coding region: 268-2517 (749 amino acids)
Source: RefSeq, a predicted model, not a curated record
GGAUCAACAGGUUUCUGAAAGGUUUCUGAUGCAUCAGGUUUCUGAAAGUACCAGGCUUUCAUGGCUACGACAGCUCAAAAGAGAAAUUCACAGUGGUAUGUAUGCCUACACAUGCCCGUUCGUCACCAAGGCUGAGAAAUUGCUCAACCUGUUGAAGCUGAUUCGAUAUAGAGUCUACGUAAACAGUAUCAUCAAAGCACAUCUCGAUCAUACAAAAUGUAAAAAAAAAAAUGGAAAAGACAAGUCAGUCACCUCUUAGGGCUCACGAUGGGAGCUGUCACAGAGGUUAGGCAGCCUGUUGUGAAGCAGGUCACGGUUUACUCUCCUGAUCACAACACAAAAGACUCCCAUCCCCAGAAACCCGGGGAGAUCUGUGCGACUGCUCCUGAGUUGGAGGGAAUCCGGAGAGCAAUGGAUACUCCGCGGUCACUGGCCGAAAUGGUCUCAGCUCUAGGACGAGUCCUACGAUGGAGGGAGCAACUGCUCUCCAAGUCACACAGGAGACAUCGGGCGCAUGAUUACAAGAAACAAUUAAAAGACGUUUUACAUGGCCUCAAAUUCGUCAUAAAAUGCGAUUUAUCCGGGUUAGAGUUUUCUAACGAUGUCCGGGAUGGCCAUUGGAAAUGUGGGUCACAUGGAUGCAUAGCGAUCCAGAAUAUAUUUGUUUCGGGAAGCGUGAGUGAAGGUACUGAGGUGCAUGUCACCAAGUAUGACUCAAACGUUACUGAAACAAUUGAAGCGUUUGAGUGGGUGAGUGAGGACGGCUUUGCUAUGCCGCAUUGGAUUGAGGGGAGAGAGGAGCGGAUGAUGACAGGGGAAGGAGAAUCAUCAAGCGAUGACGACGCACCAUCUGCUGAUACGCUCAAAAAUGCAUCUGACAUAGACUUCAUGCUUCUAGCCGGACCAGUGAAAUGGGAGGAAGGACCGCUGAGGGACUCUGACGCUUCAGAGAGUAGUGAGUCCUCCGGUAGCGAGCACGUUGGCUGCGGAACAAAACAGCACGGUUCCGACACUGUGCAAAAAUAUGAUUCAAAUAGAACAGACAGCACACGACCAGACAGCUCCGACAACAGUGUGACCCUUUGUGUAAAGAAAGUUACACGUUACCCGGGUUUCGUGUACAUCACUCAGAUUCUCCAGCGGGAGGAUGACACCUCUGUCAGACGUGAAUUAACAUUCAAAUCUCUCAAAUCAGAUAUAGCCGCAGCUAUGAAAGAAUGUGUGAAGAAAUUCUGGGACAAUAACAGGCCCAACAUUGAAGUAACCCUCGAUGGUGACAGCAUUGACCUCGUCCCCUGUCUCAAGUACUCCGAGAGGGUCAGUGACGAGUUUGUGAACCGAGAACGACCAUCGGGACAGCCGAACAAGGCUUUGGUGAAGAAGCUGAGUGAGAUGCCAAUCUACCUGGUUGGAAAAGGUUUUUCAUACGAAAACACAUUUCGUAUGUCAUUUUCACGUCUCGAGUCGGAAGUGAUCCGCUCUAUGACCAAGCCCCAGCGGAUCUGUCUGAUCCUGCUCAAACACUGCGCUGCACUGACGGAUAGUUGGCUGAGCAGCUACGAGCUGAAGACGGCGAUGAUGUGGGUCUGCGAGCGACGUGCGCCAGAGCUCUGGACCUGGGACGGCAUGCUGGAGUCGAUGAGGGCCGUCCUGCAGUUCUUACUCGAGUGUGCCGAGAACGAUGGUCUGCGAUGCUACUUUUCUCCUGAAAUCAAACUGCGGUCCGGAACGGUACAACUCAAGAUAUGGUUUGCAGUGUCAACGCUACUAGUGCUCUUGCCGCGCGCCAUCCAGCUGCUGCUGGCUGGCCUGCUGAGCUCGAGCCAGGCGCCGCUGAUGCGCCACCUGCUGAACCUCCCUCUGAACGCGCAGCAGAUGCUCUGGUGCUGCUGGAAGCGCAGAGUCGACGACCCCUACCCGACGCAUCCGGAUGAUGAAGGGAAGAUUGACCCGGAGGGCUUGUGCUGCCUGCUGUACCCGGCGGCGGUGGAGGGCCGCCUCUGGUCGGAGCGGUUCCUCGACACCUUCCGGUGGGAGUCGCUGCCGGCGCGCUGCAGGGAGCCCGACUGGUUCGCCGAGCAUGGCUGGGACACGGACAGCGAGGGGGAGGAGGAAGAGGGAGACAGAGAGGACACGGACAGCGAGGGGGAAGAGGAAGAGGAAAAGGUCAAGGAAUAUGAGGGAGAGGAGGAAUACAAGGAGGACAAGGACGGUGAGGGGGAGGAGGAAGACAGAAAGCACACUAACGGAGAGGAGGAAGAGGAAAAGGUCAAGGAAUGUGAGGGAGAGGAGGAAGACAGAGAGGGAGGAGAGGAAGAGAUAGUGGCCUGCUCGAAGAUGAGCAGGAUCGGAAAUGUGCUAGGAAGGGCACUACGGUGUCUAAGAGUGUGUGGCCAAUGCAUCAACAGAAAUGUUAACUCCACCAAUCUGGGCGGCCGGGAUAGCCCAGUCUCCAAUAGGGACGGUCAGAUUAACAUGAGCUUCAUCAGUCCGGAUGGUGAGACUACCCGACUCUAGUGCCUAACAAUGGACACGAGACCGGGUCAGGUAUACUCGACUCUGCCCGGAGACAGUGUGUACAUACAGUGUGCGAAGGGGGUGGGAGUAGACUUCUCACACUCGCUGUGAUGGCAGGGAAAGGUUCUCUCAGGGGUUUGUAUGCGUCGUUUGUGCAAUGUGUGGAGGGUGGGCUUUCAUUGAUGUGUAUUGUAUGUACAUAUGUACAUGCUUACGUGCUUUUCUGCUUUUAAUUAUCUAUGUAAUAGACCGGACCAGGUGUACUUGACUCUGCCCGGAGACAAUGUGUGCAGUGUUUGUGAGGAGAGGGGGCAGGGGACUUCUCACGGAAUGUGGACAUUCACUGUGAUGGCAGGGAAAGCUUCUCUGAUGGUUCGACAUGUGUUUGUUUAUCUAUCGCAAUGUGUCGGAUUUGUUUUGAUGUGUGUUGUGUACAUACAUGCGUAGGCUAUAAAUAUUGCUAUUUGUGCUCUUGUUCAUUUGUAUUACCCCGCAUGGUAGUUGCUGCUGUGAUCUGUAAAUACUUCUGUAAAUAUGCAUGUCUGUAGACUGUACCUACCUAUAUAGUUUGUGUACCUACAAGUUGAUCAUCAACACAUAUCAAAAUAUGUAUUUAUUAUUUUAAUCCUUAUGUUUUUUUUAUAUUUGAUUCAAACAAAUACAUGCAUAUCAAAAUGUA